Messenger RNA from Brassica oleracea var. oleracea, 1458 nucleotides. Its product is annotated as receptor-like serine/threonine-protein kinase SD1-8. Bases 25 to 1458 code for a protein of 477 amino acids. Gene Ontology annotation, molecular function: protein kinase activity; ATP binding. The transcript is spliced from 7 exons. The record is from RefSeq and is a predicted model, not a curated record. NCBI's taxonomy places the organism in Eukaryota, Viridiplantae, Streptophyta, Magnoliopsida, Brassicales, Brassicaceae. Gene Ontology annotation, biological process: protein phosphorylation.
AUUGGGUUUGAGAAGCUUAGGAAAAUGAAGUUGCCGGAUAUUACAAAGUCUAUUGUGGACAUGACUAUUGGGUUGAAGGAAUGCAAAGAAAAGUGCAAUAGGAAUUGCAAUUGUACUGCAUUUGCUAACCCGGAUAUGCAAAAUAGCUGUGUGAUUUGGGUGGGAGAAAUCAUAGAUCUUCGGAAGAGCAUGAUUGCCGGUCAAGAUCUAUUUGUUAGAUUGGCUGCCACUGAUAUCUCGGUGACAAAUUCAAACAAAAAUACAAGAAAAAUGAGUGCAAAAAGCAUAAUGUUGAUUAUUGGAAUCUGCAUUGUGUUUCUUCUGGGUGUCAUUUUCAUAUUGUUCUGUUUCUGGAAAAGAAAGAAGAGGAUUCCAACAAGAACCGUUGCACCACCUAUUGGGAAUUUACAAUGUGUACCGAUGGAGCUAGUAAAGGUUGUCAAGGCCACAGAAAACUUUUCUGAUUGCAACAAGAUAGGAAAAGGUGGUUACGGUAUUGUUUACAAGGGGAUUUUACCAGACGGGCAAGCAAUCGCAGCUAAAAGGCUGUUGGUGAGAUCAGCUCAUGGGAUCGAAGGUUUCACCAACGAGGUGAAUUUGAUCGCCAGCGUUCAACAUGUCAACCUCGUCCAGCUAAUCGGAUACUGCUUUGAGGGAGAGGAGAUGAUUCUACUCUUUGAACUAAUGGAGAAUUCCAGUCUCGAUACGUAUAUUUUCGACAAAACCAAAAGCUAUAAGAUUGAUUGGGAGAAGCGAUGGGAUAUAACUAAUGGUAUUGCUCGGGGACUUUUAUAUCUUCAUCAAGAUUCUCGGUAUCGGAUCCUCCACAGGGACCUGAAACCGAGCAACAUCUUGCUUGACAAAGAUAUGGUACCAAAAAUCUCCGACUUUGGGAUGGCUAAGCUAUUUGCAAGGGAUGAGACAGAAGCUACUAGUACAACGAAUAUGGUCGGAACUUUCGGCUAUAUGCCUCCCGAAUACGCGAUAGAUAGGAUAUGCUCUGUCAAAUCAGACGUUUUCAGUUUUGGAGUCUUGCUUCUCGAAAUAAUCGCUGGAAAGAGAAACAACGAAUUCUUAUACUACAACGAAGAAAGCCUUCUUUUCUAUGCGAGUCUGACAAAUCAAGUUAUAUGGAAGCUCUGGUUGGAAGGAAAAGGGCUCGAUAUUGUAGAUCCUGUUAUCGUUGAUUCAUCAUCAACAUUUCGACCAAGUGAGGUUCUAAGAUGCAUCCAUAUUGGUCUCCUGUGUGUUCAAGAAACUAAAGAUAAUAGACCGCUGAUGUCGUCUGUUAUGUUGAUGCUCACAAGCGAUAAAACAGAGAUGAAUCAGCCUGAACGUCCUGGUUCUUUCGUCAUUCGAAAUCGUUUUGUGAUUGGUUCCUCAUCAUCAAACCAGCCAAACAAAGAAACUUGCACGCCGUUCGAUAUAGCCGACUGGACGCCCGUUAGUGCUGGGUAA